This is a messenger RNA of Trichomycterus rosablanca, 1024 nucleotides long. RefSeq names its product cysteine/tyrosine-rich 1 (gene cyyr1). The transcript is spliced from 4 exons. The record is from RefSeq and is a predicted model, not a curated record. Lineage: Eukaryota; Metazoa; Chordata; Actinopteri; Siluriformes; Trichomycteridae. Bases 249 to 728 code for a protein of 159 amino acids.
CAAAGAGGAAGAAGUCAAAAGACACUUUUAGGAGCGUUGUAACACGUGGACCUUUGGGUUAAAGAGUCGGAUCGUUCCUGAUUCUCUCUUGCACCGCAGCAUCAGUGUGUAUUAUGUCUGUUUGUUACCUUAAACGUUGCCUAAAUGCUCGGCACACAUAAUUAAAUCCAUGUUUAAUAUGUGGAACUGAGGGGACUGUGCUUAAACCCCCCAAACAAGUGGGGAAAACGUGUCUACUGUCCAAAACUAUGGAAAGUCACAAGACUUUCAGACCGAGUUUACAGACUGGAUGGAAACUCUUCAGUGAAUCGCUGCUUCUGUGCCUGUUUGCCGGUCGCGGAGAGGCGCAGUGCAGCGGCUGUGUGGAGUACUGCUGUGAUGGAGAGCCUCCGUUCUGCUGCUCGUACUACGCCUACGUGGGGGACGUACUCUCCGGGACGGCGAUUUCGGGGAUCGUGUUCGGCGUGGUCUUUCUGAUGGGGGCGGUGGCGGCCAUAUUUCUGUGCAUCUGCAUGUGCGUGAAGAACAGCCACGGAGCGAGAGUGGGGGUCUUCAGGACGUCGUACGUCAACACGGUGGCUCAGGGCUACCCAGGUCCGCCGCCCCCUUACAGCUUCGACUACGAGAUGUACCCCACCGACCUCCGACCCCCUCCGUACACCCCGACCCCGCCCAGGACGGCAAACUACUCCCCGCCUCCGCCCUACCCGGGCUACAAUCAGAAAUGAACUGCGUUCCUGCGGCGCGCGGGACCGCCAAGUCUUUUGUCGUAUCUCGGGGGGGGGGGGGUGGAGUGGAGUAUCACCCCCCACGAACGCCGAUUCCUGGUUCUUAUAGACACUUGAAAGGACGUGCGAGUGGCGCGUGGCUGCUCGUGUACGUUUCGGGAUAAGACUUGAAGAGCAUUUUGAAUGUCAUUGUCUGUUGUUUGCUUACAGGAUCAUUAUUGAUGUUGAUGAUGAAGAUUAAAGCCAUAAAGUCAGUGUGUGAUUAAAGAAUUAUAAAUUAAAAUGUAUUAAUUAAA